AUGGACAGCAUAGAUAGCAAUCCCCUCGCGGAUGACGAAGAAGUGCUUGCCUCUCUGACCCCGGUGGACGCAGCUCAGCCUCUGCAGCCUGCCAGUCGGCAGCCAGUCUCCGCAACACCCGCCACAACAACCGUCUUGACCUCGACGUCAGCGGAUGGGCACGUUCAGUACGAGGCAGCAACUACAGCGACCAACGAGCAGGGAUCGCUACGCCGUGAGAACUUCCUUGAGCACGCCAUGGCGAAGACGUCCGCGACACGGGCCGCUGAGGUACAGCUUGCAGCACCGGAGGCCGGCAAUGAAGAAGCAGUGGACGAGGCUGACGACGAGGACGACAGCAACAGUGGCGACGGCGACGAUGGCGCCUACGCAGCAGAGUACCGCAGCUUACUGUUUCGUGUGGCCGAAAUGGAGGCGCAGGAGCAACAGCGAGCUCGCCAAGGCGGCUUCGCGUUGCGCAUGGCACAGCGGGAGACAAAGCUGAUGACGGAGGUGGCAGCACAGCAGCAGGCCUAUCUGGCGUCACAGACAUGGAGCGCGUCGUGUCUGCAUGCUAGUGGUCGCGCUAAGGCCCCUGCUAACGCGAGCGCGGAGUCUGAGAAGCAGGUGACUAUCUCUUCCGCCGGCGCUUGGCCGAGUGCCGAAGACGUCACGGCCGAUGCGGCGACAGACGCUCGACUAGCAUGUUUGGCUCAUCGCAUGGAGCAUGCUCAGCUGCAGUAUCGCCGCUGCACCGAAGCGGCGGGGCUGCUGCGCUCCCACGCACGAUGGAUGCGUGCUGAGGCGGAGCGUCAGGAGAGAUGGACAGCGGAAACCGAGGAACUUUUGUGCCGCCUACACGAGGACGCAGGCCUCGCUGACGCGGUGUCGACCGCCGCUGCGGGGCAACGACAGGAGGGGCCCGACCGUGCGCGUCCUUUGGACGCUUCCCCACUCGUUGCGUCUCCUCUGAACGACACGUGGCAGAGGCAAACGAGCGGCCUGACCACCCUCGGUGGAACUCUGGCGAAGGUGCACACGCUCUUCCGUGAUCCAGAGUGCCGCACCAGCAUGUCCGUAGUUGCAACAGCGCUGACAGAGGUGGGUCGUCGGUGCCAGUGCUUACUGCAGGAACUGCAGGCUCUCACAGAAGCUGCACUGCAGACCGAGGCAGAUUUGCAGCAGCGUCGUGUGCACGCGCUGGAGUGGAGCCUCUUCGCGGCAAACGCGCAGCAAGCGCUCGAGUUGCGAGACUUGUACUCGCCUGUGACCCUAGCGGAGAUGCGGGCGAUGGGACUGCGGAAGAUCUUGCUGCGCCGCCGGCAAGAGCUACAAACCGCGUUGACACUGGUCGUCCUGCGUAACGCGGAGAAGGCCGUAACUGGCGCUGACCGUGCCGCCGCUGCGUCUUGUUCUGCUCUCGUGCCACAGUCGUCGUGCAUCUUCUCCUCACCGCCACACGAGGUGACACCGGAAAAAAUGAAAGCCGUCGCAGACACGUGCGCGCGGCACGAAGGGCUGCGGGACCGCUUGCUGCGCGAGCUUCUGUACCUAAAAAAGUGCGCGCGCCGCGUCCUCGGUGCAGCAUGGGUCUCGCAGACUGAGACCACCGCAAUCGCUUCGCUGGCAGCCACGGCAGAUACCAGAAGAGACUCGCGCAUGCUGGAGGCGGUACUGCUGGAUAAUCUCCGGCGGGCAAGUUAUAAUGGCCUGGCGCGCCUUAUCGCGUUUGUGGCAGCGACGCCGAAGCCACCGGACGAGCGAGACGACGCUGUCAAGGGCGACAUUAGUGACCCGCAUGAAGAUGUAGACGACGAAGGUAAAGUGCAGAAUGAAGGCGAUGGACUCGCGCCGUUACCGCGCUUUCACUCGUCCGCUCCGGCGGCUCCGCUGGCCACCCGUGUUCAGGUUCUCGCUACGCUGGAGGCGGUGCAGACGCGCGCCAACUCGCUUCUCUCUCUUCUCGCCGAAAACGCGAAGCAUUGGCAGAGAACGCAGGAUGUUGUGGCGGACGCGGAAGUGUGUGCCCAUUCCAGCGACGAUGCUUGGUGCCGCACUGCCGAGUUGCUCCUGCGCCGCUGCAUGGAUGCGGAUGCCGCGGAGCCCUUAUCGAGUGACACACACAGCGACGAUGCCGCCUUGCAAAACCCGCGCACCGCUCCUCUCUUGCUGCAGGAGCAGCAGCUGCUUGACAGCUUGCACACCUCCCAGGCAGCCAUUGUCGAGGCGAUAAACGCCGCACUUGCGCAGGUGCACCACAGCUGCACGGGGCCCCUCGAGCGCGAGAAGCGGGAUGUUGCUCUACUGAUCCGGCUUCUGCAGCUCUCUGACGAAGCGGGCGAGUCAGAACGCCAGCGCAGUGACGCGUGCAGGGCCGACAUACUCGUCACAAGCACCACCCCAGCACUGGAAAGAGCUAUGCAGCUGCUCACGUGCGCCGAGGAUGACGAGCGUAAAAGCGAUGCCGCGGGCAAAGAUCUACUUCUGUCGCAAGUGCGCGUCCCACAGUUGCCGCUGCGCGUGGAUGCGGUACAGGGUACCAUCAGCGCGCUCUCUGCCAAUUGGAAGGAUCGCCUUGUAGCCGAGACUGCGGAGACUCGGGCGAAAUUCACAGAGACGCAGGUGAGGCUGGAUCAGUACGCGCAGUACUCGAUGGCAGAGGUGCCGUCACUGCUAGAGAAGGCGCUCGCCGAGGCCAAGGCGCUGCAGGAGCGCGCGACCGAGUGCGCCGCGCGCAGCAGCAGUGCCGCUUCUCUUGCUGCCCGAAUCCAGCAGCAACGCAAGUUGCUGACCGACACCACGACAACGGAGCGGUACGCGCUGUCGGCGGCCAUGCAGGAGGCGCGGCUUGAGGUGGAGGCAUUGCAAGCGCAGGUGGCUCAGCUGCAGAAACAGACGAAUUUGUCUGCCACAGAGUCGCUUCACCGUUGCGAGCUAGGGGAAGCUGAAGCGGUUGCGUGGAAAUCCCUCCUACUGGAUGACCCCGGGCAGCAUCAGGCGGUGAACGCCGACGGUGCCGACGAUGGCGCCAUCAAGGAUGAGGGCAGCGUUGACAUAAAGCAAGAGGCCUCCAACUCUCCUCCCGAAGUGGCGACAGACGUGAAGGCGGGGGAGGAUGAGAGAGAUCGGGAAGUGGGCGGAGGCGCAGCAAAGUUCGAGGUCGCGUCAGCGAAGCGAGAUGACAAAGUCGAGGGGCUCGAGAUCACGAGGGAAGAGGAGACGGAAGAAGGCGCAGAUGCCGCCGAAGGUGGUGGCGAACAGGAGCAGCAGCUUGGCGAUGAGCCGGCGGAGGAGGUCGCCGCGGAUAGCGAGCCGGAAGAGCGCGACGGCGAUGCUCUCUCGUGUGCCGCGAAGCGGUCGAAUGAAGAAGGGGCAGAUGAGGAAGCUCAUCCGCUGCAAAUGCGCGAUGGCACCGGCGCCGAGGGCGAGGAUGUCCCCGAGGAAGAGCAGGGCGAUGCAAAACCGAGAAGGGACGAACGCACUACACAAGAUCGCGUAGAUGAGGCGCCGCAUUGCACUACUGCGGCAGGCACUAACGAGUUGGCAGAAGUGGUGCCGCAAGUAGAAGUGAAGGGCAAGAAGAAGAGCAGGAAACGUUCCUCGAAGAAGAGUGCGCAGCGUGAGGUGCAGCAGUGGCCGGGUCAGCACGCGCACCAGCAGCAGCAGCAGCAGCAGCCCAGUAUCCUUGGCGAGUCCAUCCUCGGAGACGCUGAGGCGGGGCAGCGACCGCCCGUUUUUGACAGUGCAGCCAGUAACCUUUUCUCGCAUUACCCGCCUCCGUCCGCAUUUCCGACCGAGCCGGCAAACCGACCGGUUUAUGACGACAACCCGUUCUACUCCGGCUUUGGUUUUGAGGAGGAGUAG
Molecule: messenger RNA, 3843 nt
Organism: Leishmania major strain Friedlin
Lineage: Eukaryota; Euglenozoa; Kinetoplastea; Trypanosomatida; Trypanosomatidae
Exons: 1
Coding region: 1-3843 (1280 amino acids)
Source: RefSeq, a predicted model, not a curated record